CCUGUGCUGGCUUACAAUGCUGGAAGAGCCUCAGGAGCUCCAAAUAUUUACCAUUUUUUAUAUUUCCCUUUUUUAAACAGGCACUACUUUGCACUGCCCACGAACCCCGGCGAGCAGUUCUUCGUGUUCUGCACGCUUGCCGCUUGGCUGAUCGCUAAGGCGGGGCGUCCCUUCGAACGGCCCCAGGAGUCUGAUGACCCCAACGCAGUAAUAUCGAACGUGCUCUCGGAGCUGCGGUCCUUUGGAAGGCCUGUGGAUUUUCCUCCCUCAAAAUUAAAGGCAGGUUAUGGAGAGCAAGCAUGCUAUGUUCUUGAUUGUUUAGCUGAAGAAGCCUUGAAAUACACUGGCUUUACCUGGAAAAGGCCAGUGUAUCCAAAAGAAGAGCUAGAAGAAGAAGAAAUAACAGAAGAGGAUGCAGAAUUAACGCUUAACAAACUGGAAGAGGAUGUUGUGGAAGAAGAGUCAGACAGUGAAGAAAAUUUUAUUGACCUGAAUGUUCUCAAGGCACAAACACACAGAUCGGACGUGAAUGACUCUGCAAAGCAAGAAGAGAUUUUACAGUCCACGACAGAUGCAGCAGAGUGGAAUCUGGAAGUGGAACGGGUGCUUCCACAGCUGAAAGUUACAGUCAGGACUGACAACAAGGACUGGAGGAUCCAUGUAGAUCAAAUGCAUCAACAUCAAGAUGGAAUUGAAUCUUCUUUGAAAGAAACUAAGGGUUACCUUGACAAACUCCAUAAUGAAAUCAGCAGAACGCUGGAAAAGAUCAACAGCAGGGAAAGGUACAUCAACAAUCAGUUGGAGCACUUGGUUCAAGAGUACCGUUCAGCCCAGGCCUUGCUGAGUGAGGCUAAAGAGAAGUACCAGGAGGGAAGUGGGGGAGUAGUUGAGAGGACUAGAGUGCUUUCUGAGAUUUCUGAGAGUGUGGAUUCUGCAGAAUUAGAGCUGCUUUCUGUUUCACUGUCAAGGAA
Messenger RNA from Eurypyga helias (sunbittern), 971 nucleotides. It is a transcript of the gene IFT57, whose product is annotated as intraflagellar transport 57. The annotation marks the transcript as partial. Gene Ontology annotation, biological process: non-motile cilium assembly; intraciliary transport. The record is from RefSeq and is a predicted model, not a curated record. The transcript has 9 exons. Gene Ontology annotation, cellular component: cilium; intraciliary transport particle B; Golgi apparatus. Lineage: Eukaryota; Metazoa; Chordata; Aves; Eurypygiformes; Eurypygidae.